UAAAAAAAUAAGCAAGGAUUCGAGUCAUUAACGAGAAAGAGGAAAUAAUAAUGGCGGAGUCGUUCUUCUCAGAAACUCGAAUCCCGCAGCAAGAGCGGUAUGAUUCAAAGCUUUUUCCGGCGGUUCUGUCGCCGCCGUCGGCGAUUCCAGCUUUGUCGCUGCCUCUAUUCACCCAAAAGAUCAAGACCCAGAAACCUUAUCUGGAUUCACUCUUGCACGAAUCGGGGGCUGUGCUCUUCAGGGGUUUUCCGGUGAACUCCGCCGGAGAUUUCAACGAUGUCGUCGAGGCUUUCGGUUUUGACGAGCUUCCGUACGUCGGCGGCGCAGCCCCUCGGACCAACGUUGUCGGAAGGGUCUUCACGGCCAACGAAUCUCCGCCUGACCAGAAGAUCACCUUUCACCACGAGAUGGCCCAGGUUCCUGAGUUUCCAUCCAAGUUGUUCUUUUUCUGUGAGGUAGAGCCUGGAAAUGGAGGAGAGACUCCAGUUGUUCUGAGUCAUGUUAUCUAUGAGAGAAUGAAAGAGAAGCAUCCAGAAUUCGUUCGGAGAUUAGAGGAACAUGGCCUGGUUUACAUUCGGCUUUUAGGGGAAGAAGAUGAUCCAUCGUCAUCAAUUGGUCGUGGUUGGAAAUCUACCUUCUUGACACAGGACAAGAAUGUAGCCGAGGAAAGGGCAGCCAAGCUGGGAAUGAAGCUGGAAUGGAUCAAAGAUGGUUUGAAAACAAUAAUGGGUCCAAUCCCGGGUAUCAAACAUGACGAGUCAAGAAACCGAAAAGUAUGGUUCAACAGCAUGGUGGCUGCUUAUACGGGCUGGAAAGAUGCACGGAAUGACCCAAAAAAGGCGAUAACUUUCGGGGAUGGACAGCCUUUACCAGAGGAUAUAGUUCAUGACUGUCUGGGGAUCCUUGAAGAGGAAUGCGUAGCUAUUCCAUGGCAAAAAGGCGAUGUUCUGCUCAUCGAUAACUUGGCUGUUCUUCAUUCCAGAAGAUCGUUUGAUCCUCCUCGUCGUGUCCUUGCAUCUCUCUGCAAGUAGUUUCAGUGUUUUCUUUCCUUCAUAACGGAAGCUCUGAGUUCAGAUGUAAAGGCAACAACAGAUGGGAUUUAUGUACUUGUUGUAGCUACUCAGUGAAAUAUUAUAGAUUUAUCUAAUGUUGUAUUAUUAUUUUUUAUU
Molecule: messenger RNA, 1169 nt
Organism: Tarenaya hassleriana
Lineage: Eukaryota; Viridiplantae; Streptophyta; Magnoliopsida; Brassicales; Cleomaceae
Product: clavaminate synthase-like protein At3g21360
Exons: 3
Coding region: 51-1031 (326 amino acids)
Molecular function (GO): oxidoreductase activity
Source: RefSeq, a predicted model, not a curated record